Molecule: messenger RNA, 3496 nt
Organism: Mytilinidion resinicola
Lineage: Eukaryota; Fungi; Ascomycota; Dothideomycetes; Mytilinidiales; Mytilinidiaceae
Product: plasma membrane ATPase 1
Exons: 4
Coding region: 77-3103 (1008 amino acids)
Biological process (GO): regulation of intracellular pH; proton export across plasma membrane
Cellular component (GO): plasma membrane
Molecular function (GO): P-type proton-exporting transporter activity; ATP binding; ATP hydrolysis activity
Source: RefSeq, a predicted model, not a curated record
CUCUCCCCUCCUCCUUCACGCGUGGUCCAUUGUCGUCGGCGGUUUGUAGCACGCAAUUGCAUCCAAUUGAGCUAUCAUGGCGAAGCACAGCCUGGACGUCGAGAACGGCGACCCCGAGCGGGAGCGCACCUACUCCAAAGUCGACUACUCAGAGCUCGACGAGUACAGCGCGCUGCAGAAGUACAUCACGACCUACCGCGACCCCAAAGCUGCUGCCGCCGAUGACGAGGCUGGCGCGAAGGCCGAUGCCGCCGACGCGGCCAAGGCCCGGCCAUGGUGGGCGUUCUGGAGAGCUGGAAACAGCCCCAAUGCCCAGGGCAAGGAUGCUGGCGUGGUGCCCGCGGAGUGGCUCAACACCGACAUCAAGCAGGGCAUCAAGUCCAGCGUCGUGGAGGAGAGGCGCCGCCGCCUCGGUGCCAACGAGCUCACCAGCGAGAAGGAGAACAUGUUCCUGAAGUUCCUCUCCUUCUUCACUGGCCCAAUUCUUUACGUCAUGGAACUCGCUGUCCUGCUCGCUGCUGGUCUUCGUGAUUGGGUCGACAUGGGUGUCAUCAUCGGUAUCCUGAUUCUCAACGCCAUUGUCGGUUGGUACCAGGAGAAGCAAGCGGCCGACGUCGUCGCCAGUCUCAAGGGCGACAUCGCCAUGAAGGCUACUGUCAUUCGCGAUGGCCAAGAAGUUGGCAUCCUCGCUCGGGAGAUCGUCGCCGGUGAAAUCGUUGUCCUUGAAGAAGGCCAGACUGUACCCUGCGACGCCAGACUCAUCUGCGACUAUGACACCCCGGAAGACUUCGAGAAGUUCGUCAAGAUGAAGGAGGAUGACCAGUUUGCCGCCGACUCCGAUCCAGAUGACGAGAAGAAGGACGACUUGGACGACAACGAGAACGAGGACUACGGCGAGGAGAACCACCCCAAGGGAGGCCCUUCCAUCAUCGCUGUUGACCAGUCUGCCAUUACCGGAGAAUCGCUUGCCGUCGACAAAUACAUGGGCGAUGUCUGCUACUACACCACUGGCUGCAAGCGCGGCAAGGCCUACGCUAUCUGCACUACCUCCGCUCCUCACUCUUUCGUCGGCCGAACUGCCAGUCUCGUUCAGGGUGCUAAGGACCAAGGUCAUUUCAAGGCUAUCAUGAACUCCAUUGGUACGGCGCUGCUCGUCCUCGUCGUUUUCUUCAUCUUGAUCUCCUGGAUUGGCGGUUUCUUCCAUCACUUGAAGAUUUCUACUCCCGAGGACUCAUCGGAGAACUUGCUGCAUUACGCUCUUAUCCUCUUGAUCGUCGGUGUGCCAGUCGGUCUGCCUGUUGUUACAACCACCACUCUCGCUGUCGGAGCUGCCUACUUGGCCAAGCAAAAGGCUAUUGUCCAGAAGCUCACUGCCAUUGAAUCGCUUGCCGGUGUCGACGUCCUCUGCUCUGAUAAGACAGGUACUUUGACCGCUAACCAGCUUUCCAUCCGCGAGCCCUACGUCGCCGAAGGCCAAGAUGUCAACUGGAUGAUGGCCGUUGCCGCUCUCGCCUCUUCGCACAACCUCAAGUCGCUGGACCCCAUCGACAAAGUCACCAUUCUGACCAUGAAGCGCUACCCCAAGGCUCGUGAGAUCCUCCAGCAGGGAUGGAAGACUGAGAAGUUCAUGCCCUUCGACCCCGUCUCCAAGCGUAUCACUACCAUCUGCCACAUGGGCGGCGACAAGUACGUCUGCGCUAAGGGUGCCCCCAAGGCCAUUCUCACCCUUUCAAACUGCGACAAGGAGACUGCCGAUCUGUUCAAGAACAAGGCCACUGAGUUCGCUCGCCGUGGUUUCCGAUCCCUCGGUGUUGCUUACCAGAAGAACGACGGUGACUGGAUCCUCCUCGGCUUGCUCUCCAUGUUCGACCCCCCUCGUGAGGAUACCGCGCAGACCAUCAUCGAAGCUCAACAGCUCGGUGUGCCCGUCAAGAUGCUUACUGGUGACGCUAUCGCUAUCGCUAAGGAAACUUGCAAGAUGCUGGCUCUCGGUACCAAGGUCUACAACUCCCAGAAGCUUAUCCAUGGUGGUCUCUCCGGAACUACUCAGCACGACUUAGUUGAACGUGCCGACGGUUUCGCUGAAGUUUUCCCCGAACACAAGUACCAGGUCGUCGAGAUGCUUCAACAAAGAGGCCAUCUUACUGCUAUGACUGGUGACGGUGUCAACGACGCUCCCUCCCUCAAGAAGGCUGAUUGUGGUAUUGCCGUCGAAGGUGCCUCCGAAGCCGCUCAAGCCGCCGCCGAUAUUGUCUUCCUCGCCCCCGGUCUUAGCACCAUUGUUCUCGCCAUCAAGACUGCCCGCCAAAUUUUCCAGCGCAUGAAGGCCUACAUUCAAUACCGUAUCGCGCUCUGCUUGCACUUGGAGAUCUACCUCGUCACUUCUAUGCUUAUCAUCAACGAGACCAUCCGUGUCGAGCUGAUCGUCUUCAUUGCCCUCUUCGCUGAUUUGGCCACUGUCGCCGUCGCCUACGAUAACGCAUACUCGGAAGAACGUCCCGUCGAAUGGCAGCUACCAAAGAUCUGGAUCAUCUCCGUCAUUCUCGGCGUAAUCCUCGCGCUCGGCACCUGGGUCAUUCGUGGCUCCAUGUACCUGCCCAACGGUGGUGUUGUCCAGAACUUCGGCUCAGUCCAGGAAAUCCUCUUCCUCGAAGUCUCGCUUACUGAGAACUGGCUCAUCUUCGUUACCCGUGGCGGCAAGACGUGGCCCUCGUGGCAGCUCGUCGGCGCUAUCCUCGGUGUUGAUGCCCUCGCUACCGUCUUCUGCGCUUUCGGCUGGCUCUCCGGCGGACCCCCACACGCUACCCACCCAUCGGACCACUGGCACCAACGCCAGGACGGCUGGACUGACAUCGUCACCAUCGUUGUCAUCUGGGGUUACUCCAUCGGUGUUACCAUCGUCAUUGCUAUCGUCUACUAUCUUCUCAACCGCAUAUCCUGGCUCGACAACUUGGGCCGCAAGAACCGCAGCCACAAGGACCCGGCCAUUGAGAACAUGAUUGCUGCCCUCAGCAAGCUUGCUCUUGAGCAUGGUACCGACAAGCAUGGCAACGAGAGGUAUAUCCUCGCGACCAAGGCGGCUGAGGAAGAAGAAGAUGACUAGUUGGGUGGGAUGUAGAGCAACUAGAAAGGAGAGAUUAGGAGAGGAGAGAGGAGAGAGAGUUGUGCAUAAUCAGGAGGUAUGCAGAGUUGUCGUAAACACUGUAUAUAUAUCCUCUUUGAGUGCUUUUUAGAGUUUGUAAUGAAAUAGAAAUAAAAUCUUCAAAAUCAAAAGUCUUUCGCCACUUCAGGCGUGAAAUAUUGAAAUAUGGGUCAGAGAGUCAAUAAUCAUCUCAAAUUAUUGUGAUACAAAGACAGAAGUGUGGAAGUGUCCGAGAAGGCGGUUCAUGUUGGGAGGCUGGAUCCAUUCUUACCACGUGCUCUGUGUCUAGUUUAGGGCUAGUGUAUCAUUAGUCUGAUCUCCCCUCCGCCUCAGGGUCCAAGGGUCUCGAACUCC